Apiotrichum porosum is the source of this 3045-nucleotide messenger RNA. RefSeq lists its product as uncharacterized. The transcript is spliced from 5 exons. Gene Ontology annotation, biological process: small GTPase-mediated signal transduction; cytoskeleton organization. Gene Ontology annotation, cellular component: cell division site; division septum; plasma membrane. The record is from RefSeq and is a predicted model, not a curated record. NCBI's taxonomy places the organism in Eukaryota, Fungi, Basidiomycota, Tremellomycetes, Trichosporonales, Trichosporonaceae. Bases 1 to 3045 code for a protein of 1014 amino acids. Gene Ontology annotation, molecular function: GTPase activator activity.
AUGGCGCCCGUCACCCUGCCACCGUCCUUCUACUCGUCGUUCUGGACACCAGACUACCGAACCGGCCUCGACGUCCUCUUCCGCCAGCUUGAAGCCGGCGUGAUUGACAACAAGGACAUCUCGGCGUUCAUCGAGGCGAGUACACUCUCCCAAGCGAGGGCCAACCACGGCCUGGCCGUCUCGCUCCUCGAGCCGCCCCUGGGCGCCAACCGCGCGUCCACCAGCUCGCUGCAACACACCCUCUUGUCGCUGCGCGCCGCUAGCAGCGCGCGCGGCGAGGCGUACCGCGCCCUCGCGCUCGAGCUCGAGGAGCACGUCCUCCUGCCAUUCAACGGCUGGCGACAGCGACACGAGGACCGCAUCGCCGCCGCCCGUGAUGACCUGCUGGGCCGUGGCGGCGUCGUGGGGUCAUGGGAGAAGGAGGUGCACCGCCUCAUGGGGGCCCGGCAGACAUACCAGCACAAAAGCCGUCUGGCCGACGACAGCGAGGACGAUGCAAAGUUCUCCACUGGCGCCGGUGCUCCAGACUCGUACACCCAGUCGCCGCCGCCAAAGCACGCCACCCUCAAGCGCUCGGGCACUGUCGCAGACCGGAUCAGCGAGAAGCUGCGCCUUGCCAGCGCACACUCGCGUUCGUCGUCCGUUGACGCUGCCAGCCUCAGGAGCCCUCCCUCGGAGCCUCUGUCGCCCACCAAGCAGUCGUCCAAGCCGCAGCCCCCGCGUCUGCAGACCAUCACCCAGGGUGCGGCCCAGCAGAACAAUGGCGCUGCCGACUCGCCCUCGUCCCCAACGCAGGAAGACGCGUUCAUCCCCCCAGAGGACCCCCACGGCCUGCCUACCAUGGACGCUCCCCCCGUUCCAGGCAAGGACGGUCUUUUGCCUCCCAAGAAUGCGCCCGAGCAGGUCGUGCUCUUCUCGGGCAUCUCGCUGUCCGCCCAGGCGUUCAAGGACCUUUUGACCCGGUUUGACCAGUACCUCGAGACCCACGCCGCGCUCGGUUUCCCUCUCCAGGGCGAGCUCAACACGCGUGCCGUUCUUGCCAGCCGCGAGCGCAACACCAUCAUUGGCGUUUAUCAAAAGACGUUUUCUGGUAUCGAGGUUGUCGAGUGGCUGCGCAAGAACGUCGAGGCGUUUGGCAGCGAGUGGGACCGUUGCAUCGACGCCGCCACCGAGCUGCACCGUACCGGCCACCUGAGCCGCAUCGGUGUCGGCCGUGGCUUUGAGCCGUCCGACGACACCUUUUACGUCCUCAAGGUCAUCCCCAGCGAGGCCAUGUCCCUCAGCACGCUCCAGAACUCGUUCAAGGAGAUGAACAUUGGCUCGCACAUCUCGUCGCCCAUCAGCGCCAACACCACCUCGCACUACACCUCCAUGCUCCGUUCGUACAUCCCCGCGUCGCUGGGUCCCUCGGACGAGCCCAUGUACAUUCGUCUCCGCCGUGACGCCAACAGGGCCAACGAGGCCUACCACGCCAGCGUCGCUUCGAGCGAGGAGAGCCGUCUGGACAUGGAGCAGCGCAUCGAGCGCGGCCUCCGUAUCUGGGAAAAGUGGGAGCGCGAACGUCUCAGUGUCGUCCGCACUGUGCUCAAGCACUACGAGGAGACCCUCGCCAAGCUCCCCAAGCGCAUCGCCGACCUCCAGGAGGGCACCGCCCUCGCUGUGGAGGCGUUCAACCCGGACGCCGAUCUCAAGGCACUCAUCGAGGGCAGCCGCACGGGUCCCUUCCGGCCCCGUCCGCACAUCUUCGAGUCGGUCGAGUCCGAGGUCCCCAGCGUCAACUUUGGUAUCGACCUGCGUCGUUGGGCCGGAGACACCGCGUGGAGGGCCCUCGUCACCCAGCCCCAGAGGCCCAAGGACGCCAUCCCGGAUGUCCUCGCGGCGCUCCUCCAGGCCUCAACCGAAAUAGACGCCGACAUUGCCACCGAAGAGCGCCGCAAGUCGUGGCUGUACGAGGUGCCCCUGUCGGAAACUCACCAGCUGCGCAAGGUCAUCAACGACCCGCACAUGACUAUCGAGGCCAUUGUCGAGGCGGCCAAAAAGUUCAACCCCCCCAUUGUCGCCGGCACGGUCAAGCUCUGGUACCUCGAGCUCAACCCUCCCGUUCUCGGAUGGGAGGGCUGGGAGGACGCCAAGGCUAUUUACCCGUCCAUCGGCGCCGACCAGGAGCGCGACAUGACGUCGGCCGUUACCUCUGUCAUUGAGCGUCUCCCUGCCUGCCAGCUGUUCAGCCUCAACGCGCUUAUCAAGCACUUUAAGGACCUCAUUGCGUCCACAAAGUCUGAGACUGAGGACGACAACGUCUACGUUACCAAGCUUUCCCUCUCCACCGGUCGCUGCCUCCUGCGUCCCCAGUACGAGACCGAGCUCACGAUCCAGGACCGCACCCCUGGCCUGUUCCUCGCCGACCUUAUCGAGCACUACGACCAGGUCUUCCCGGCCCUCCUUGAGAAGAAGAAGGUCCAGGUCGACCGUCCCAUGCCCCACCGCAAGCGUACUGCCCUUGUCGACCAGCGCAUCUCCCGCAGCAGGCUGGACCAGUCGGGCGCCUCCCUCAACCCCCAGGAGCUCCUUACCGAGCAGGUGCGCGCCACCGCGCCGCGUCCCGAGUCCAUCCCCCAGGCCCCGCCUGCCAUCCACACCGGCGUCACCCUCACGGACGGCCCCGCCCCGGCUGGCGUGACCCUCUCGGACGGCCCUCCAAAGUUUGUCUCUCCUCCUCAGAGUCCCACCGAGUCGACCCCAAGGGCUGCUUCGCCCAUCAGCCCCGCCAAGGCGCCCGUGGAUGACGGCGCCGCAGACUCUGACGACGACGAGCCCGCAUUCGAGCCGCCCUCCGAGACGCCCUCCGCCACCCUGCCCGCACUCGCCGCGGCCGCUGCAGGCGGCGACGACGCCCUCACCACUGCCGCCGGCCUCAAGCGCAGCGGGUCGCAGGAGACGUCGCGCCUGCGUGGUCCCCGCGGCGCGCGCGGUCCCCGCCCGUCUGCCAGCCACGUCAAGAGCGGGAGCGUGAGCAAGAUGGCGCAGCAGUUUGAGGGCAAGUAG